AUGUCGUCCUCUAGGAAGAACCUCGAGGCGACUUUUCGUGACAUCAUCGACAAAUGUAACUCGGGCACAGAGGAGGGCUUGGAAUCCGUCCUACACGCAACUGUGGGUUUCAACGGAUCAGACUGCUUGAGAAGAGACUUUCCUGAGCGACUGAAUGGUCGUGACGGGGUACACAGCACCAACGUGGUGAAAAUCGACACGAUUCUACUUGAUGAACAUGGGCGCGUUGCCGCCCGUCUCAUCAACAAAACGACACUGAGAGACACCAACAAGGUCUUUGAGUAUGCAGAAAUCAUCUUUGCCGAUUUCACCAAUAAUGCUCUCCUCACAUGGCAGACAUUACGAGACGAGGAUGGCAUUCAAAGUCAACAGUCAACGAUCCCCGUGACGCCUUCGCCGCCGUCUGCAGUCCGGUCAUCAUCUGCAAUGUCAUCGCGAGACCUGAAGUCUUUUUAUCAGAGAUACAUCGACUGCAUCAACAAGAAGACAAUGGCAGAGGAGUUUGCCCGGUUCUGCCAACCAGAGCUGAUACACAACGAUCACAAGCUCUCGAUCGCCGAAUACACGCCCCUGAUCAGCGACAGCCAGCAUGCCAUCGAGGGCUUACUCUUUACCAUUGAACUGCUCUUCAUGGAUGAAGAGACGCAGCAGAUUGCGGCGAGGCUCGAGUUCACGGGAACUCCUGUCCAAGAGUGGGGAGGCGCGAAGCCCAACGGCAAAGCAGUCAAGUUUCAUGAGCAUGUCAUGUAUCAGUUGGAGGAUGGAAAGAUCUCGAGGGUGUGGUCGGUUCUGGAACUGGAUGCGUACCGCCAACAGAUGAUCUGA
Colletotrichum orchidophilum is the source of this 825-nucleotide messenger RNA. RefSeq names its product SnoaL-like polyketide cyclase. The transcript has a single exon. NCBI's taxonomy places the organism in Eukaryota, Fungi, Ascomycota, Sordariomycetes, Glomerellales, Glomerellaceae. Gene Ontology annotation, biological process: polyketide metabolic process. The coding region runs from base 1 to 825 and encodes 274 amino acids. The record is from RefSeq and is a predicted model, not a curated record.